Doryrhamphus excisus (bluestripe pipefish) is the source of this 8891-nucleotide messenger RNA. Lineage: Eukaryota; Metazoa; Chordata; Actinopteri; Syngnathiformes; Syngnathidae. The record is from RefSeq and is a predicted model, not a curated record.
AUGGAGCUUCAGGUUGUGCAGGGGCGGCUAAUGGCAGCUGGUUGUGGCGAUGUUGCAGGUUUUUACUGCCCACAAGGGAGCAUCACUCCAGUCCCCUGUCCAAAGGGAACCUACGGAGCAUCAUCGGAUGCCGUCUCCAUGUCCAGUUGUCUAAGAUGUCCUCCUCAACAUUACUGUCCUCGACCCGGCCUGCCCGUACCCCUGCCGUGCGGGCCUGCAGCUAAGCAGCUUCUAUCCGGCCAGGACACAUGUCUCUGCCUGGGAGAGGGACAGAGCUUUCAGAGCAGCGAUGGGCAGUGCCAAUGUACCCUUGACUAUCAACCUGCCAAUCACGAAGAUGCGUGUGUGCACAAAGUCUACAGCAUCUGCAGGGAUGGAAAAACACGCACACAACACGGACAUUGUCUGGACCCUCACGACUGGUCAAUUCACUGCCGGCAACAGGUGUGUCCAUCUGCAGAUGACUAUGAGGGCUAUGACGGAGAGCUGGGUCUGUGCGUGUGCACUGAGCCUCCUGGCAGAGCUGCUUGUGGAGGCCUGUGCAGGAACAGGCCUGCAACUGAGAUGAAACUUUGGUGCAGAUCCAGAGGAGAAAUGGAGCUGGUGCUGGGCUCCGGCACUCUGGUGUCGGGCGUCUCCAGCGUCAUCCUGAAGACAGUCUUUAAUGACUGGGACUCCCACGGGAUCCUCCAGUGCAGCAGCCAGCUCCGUUCUUCACGCCCCGUCUACAUUGUUCAGACAAGCGGAGCUGGCUUUCUUGGAGUCCUCAGCGGGAUUCCAGAAGAACUUCAGGAAUUGUUUUUACUCAGCGAGCUGCAGAAUGCCCGGAAACAAAAUGAUUCUUCCAUUUCAUGGGGGAGCCCUAAAACGGAAAAUACCAGCAAUGAUGCUGGAUAUUCAAGGAAGAGUUGGACCAAUAAGAUGACCGGAAUUGUGAACCCGACAGCGUGUCUCCACCUGGGUGAUGUUCUCCUCUUCACUGUCAGCACUCAGCACUAUCCUCACUAUGAUAUUGAUAAUCUGUACAACACCAACCCCGAUUACGACUGGGGGGCAUUUAGAAAACUCAAAGCAGACCUGACACUAUCUUCGACACCCCCCAGCUUCUUUUCAGUCAUCUUUAACCAGCCUGGAGUUUAUGUGUUUACACUGAACAGCCAUCAGCACAAGCAUUUGUAUGUACGGGUGAUGCCUGCAGGCGGCCAGUGCUAUGAACCCGGGCCCUUUUUUUCCACGACUCCUCGUCACAUGACCAGAAUGGGCAUUAGGAAGAGAAGAAACCUCUUACUGCGUCCCGACUGGCUGGUGACCGGAGGACUUUUGUUUGGAGCUGCGGCCAUCUUGUGUUUAUGUGUGACGAUCUUGAUCCUUUUCCACGAGUACGGCUGGCCGGAGAAGAAGCCAAUCAGGGCUCAGUAUCACAUCCAGCAGAUGACGUACCACAUGGACGACUACGCGUCAAAGGGCUCAAGGGUGAUCUCACGAAUGAAGAUUCAUCGAAAACAACAAGCCAGAAUGACGCUUGGCUCCAUUCAGCCGGACUCGUCGGAGGAGUUCUGGGACUAUGAGCACCAGGUGGAUCUGGAGGCUUUCAGCAGCAACACCUUCUACAGCUUGCUGCUCAAACACAGCCUGACGGUCACUACUCGACUGGGACAACUCACCACCGAGGUAAAGGAGCUUUACCAGGCUGUUCAAGACAAACUGCGUCUUCUCCACCCACGCUCAUUGGAUGAGGAGAGCACGGUGGAUGGUCAUGAGAAGACAAGGAGGGAAGUGGACAAGGAGGUGGUCCGCAGGAGGUCUUUGGCCACUCAAUUGAGGACCCUGCUUGACAGUCAGCUCCAGGUUCUGAGACGAGAGCAGCAGGCCCAGCAGAGGGUCCACAGUGUGUUCACAGCUCAUGUUCGAGAAUGCACCAGAAUACUGGGCAAGAUCCAUGCCGACAACCACUCGUCAUAUGGGCACCGCCAUCAAUAUUUUACCCAGCGAUUGAGGUCCCUGGUGACUGAGAUGGGGGGGCUGGUGUCAGCAGAGUGCCAGCGUCAGGGAGCCUGGGGUCUCUUGGGUGAAGGCACAGGGGCCAAGCUGCUGUGUCCUGACUCCGGGUGUGUGCUCAAUAAGGAUGCUCUCCUUGGUUCUGAUGGCUCCCUGUUAGACGGUUGCCCGCUUUAUUACGAUGCAGUAAUACGACUAAUAAGACCAAAGGCCCACAGUCAUAUGGUUUUAUCAAGCGGCCGCACCAUGGCGGUGCCUCCUGGUUUCUUCCUUCAUCCACACACGGGCCGUGUUCUGCCCAUCGCUGGAAACGUUGCCUACGACCCUGAAAGCUCCACUUUGGUGAUUACUACUGACUCAUGCGCAGAAGACAACAGGAAAUGGGAGAGUCCUCUUAUCCCCUUUGUUCCAUACCCGACCUCUUGCCAUUCAAACCAGCCUCUGCACAGCUUCCGACUCAGUGGCCUCCGACCGGGCCAGAAACUGCAGCUAGGUGCGCCCAUGACGGACCCAGACACAGGGGUCCCAGUGCCCAUUCUAGCUGUAACCAUCCACCCCCAAACCGGUCUGGUUUACCCUUUGGGAAAGACUCACAUCUGCCCCAUCACCCGCAUGCUGCAACCCGUCCAGGCGGGCUACCCCAUUCUGGAUUCCCAGACAGGGAAUGUUGUGCUGACUGUUGGGGUCAGUCUUGAUCCAGUGACGGGAGUCGUGUUACCAGUCUAUGGGGUCCUGCUGGGAGAGUCCUUCAUCGAGCCUCUCAGUGGGCGGAUGGUGAGAGUGGCAGGUGCGAGCAUCCGAGCUGGGCAGCUGGUGCCUCACGCAGGAGGAUAUCAGACCCUUCUAGACAGCAAGGUUUUGGCAGCAAUGUUCAAAACCGUGGAGCUCCUUAGGCCCCUGACUGAUGAGUGGGGUUCAGACCCGACUUUGCAGCUCCAUCUGAGAGGAGAGCAGGGGCGAAGCUGGCAGGAUUGUAUUAGCGCUGCGUCCCAGGAGCUCCAUUCGCACUGGAGGAGGAGUCAGCACUGCCAGUUGCAGAUGCAAAGCAGGCUGGAGGUCCUGCUGGACACCACCGUGUGUCUGCAUCAGGAUGGAGGUUUUAUGGGAGACAUGCCCCUCUCAGACACUCCUGUGCCCGCGUUGCUGGGGAUGGAGUACCCAGACCCCAUGGGAUCAGGUCUGAGUGUACCUGUCUUGGGAUCUGAGACUGACCUCGUAUCAGGAAGGACAAUACCACUGGCAGGGACUGUGGAGGACCCGGACGGCAGAGGUCUGGUAGCCAUCAGCUACGGCUCUCAGGCCGUCGACCCUGUAACUGGCAUGCUGGCUCCGGUGGUUGGCGCCAGGUUGGAUGUUCUUAAAAACACAGUGGUACCCGUCACAGCCUCAUACUGGCUGGCAACGGCGGCUCACGCUGACGUCGUUCAGGUGGAGGCUUUGGAUGGAGAGAUGUGUGCCCGGAAUACUUAUUGGCAGCAGCACAGCCGACGGGAGGAGGGCAUCCUCUCUGAUGUGGACUCGGCUCUGUUCCAGUGUUUUGUCACAGAACACGGCGGCCAUCAGUGGUCGGGAAGAUCGCUGAGGGAAGCAGCUGUGGAGAUGCACGACUCGGCGCAGGUCGAAGCGCAGAGGAGAAGCGCCCGGCGUACUGGCUUGGCUCUCAUUCUGCCUCCUCAUGUACUCGGCAUCCUCUGCCUGGUGGAUGAGGAGGAAUGGGAUCAGCACUGUGUUUGGUACACCGAGCUGCUGUCAGUCCUCGACGUGAUGGAUGUUUGCAUGGAGCAGCUUCAACAAAACCAGGAGAAAUGGAGCACACAAAGGGUGGAGUGGACAGCGAGCUUCCAUGUACUGGACAGAGAACCCAGGUUGGGAGAAAUGUGGGAGCAAUGUUCUUCCCGACUGUCAGAUCUGGAUGCAGCCCUUGUUAAGCUGCAAUGUGUUCGAUACCUCUCCAUGAUCCGCUGUGACACAGCUCAGGCAGUGUUGCUUGGGAACUUUUGGUACAAGGAAUACGGUCUGAUACGCUUAUGUCGCCAAAGACCGGCUAUGAACAUUUUGGGUUGGCUCCAACAGAAGAUUUUACCUCUGCUGGAGAGGAUGGACCAGCAGGUCCCCGUCGCCACCGACGCCUGUCAUCCAUUUGGAAUCGCCGCAAAGUCUUCCAGGCGACCGUUCGAUUCCCAGGACACAAAGAGUUGUGUCCAAAUGAACGAUCCACAGGGACAAAGCUCCACUUGCAUUCAAGCCUUCCAAACAAGACAAGAAAAAGAACGCUGGGAAGUCCAAGAAGGACAAGGACACAGUCAACAAAUCUGGAGGCAAAGCCAAGAAGAAGAAGUGGUCCAAGGGAAAGGUGAGGGACAAGCUGAACAACCUGGUCCUCUUCGCCAAGGCCACCUAUGACAAGCUUUACAAGGAAGUGCCCAACUCCAAGCUUAUCACCCCCUGCUGUCGUGUCCUAGAGAUUGAAGAUCCGCGGCUCGUUGGCUAGGAAUGCCUUGCAGGAACUGCUCGCUAAAGGUGAACCUGGCAGACGAACACAUAAUGACAGCCAGGUCCAAAGGGAAAUGUACUACAAUUUUUAUGCAGUUAAACAUAUUGCAGAAUAAGACAUUUCUAGUGCAAUUUUAGUUUAGUUAACCAGGAUUGGUUGACAUAUGGCAGCUAUUGGUGGUAUAUUUUAUGGGGAGAAAAUAUAUUCUUCAGCCAGUUGCAUGCAGUCCCCUGAACUUGAUACUUGUCUUUCUAUCACGGUGCUUGUGGGGGGCUUGUGGGCUUUGCGCCGUCAACCCAGGAUGCAGAGAACAGGACCAAAUGUAAGUAAAAGCGUUGAAUUUAAUGAUAAUAGCUGCAGGAUGAUACAGCAACAAAUGGUAAUGAUCCCACGCAGAGUGAUAAGGACAACAAAGUAAGACGAGGCAAAGCAGGAAGUUAAAUACAAAAUAAGAGGGACCCUUCUAGGGGAUGGCCGGGGCGGUAGGCCCAGCAGAGCCAGGAACACCCCUCCAAUCAAUGGACGGAAUGGUUGGGUUGGCGGGGUUGGUAGGCACCCUCAGGGGGGCGCCCUCGACGAUGAGUGAGGUUGGCGCCCUCAGAGGUGCGCCCUCGACGAUGAGCGAGGUUGGCGCCUUCAGGGGUGCGCCUUCGACGAUGAGCCAGGUUGGCGCCUUCAGGGGUGCGUCCUCGACGAUGAGUGAGGUUGGCACCCUCAGGGGUGCGCCCUCGACAAUGAGUGAGUUUGGCGCCCUCAGGGGUGCGCCCUCGACGAUGAGUGACAUUGGCACCCUAAGGGGGGCGCCCUUGACAAUGAGCGAGGUUGGCGCCCUUGACGAUGAGCGAGGUUGGCGCCCAAAGGGGGACACCCUCGACAAUGCGCAAGGGAGGCACCCACAGGGGGGCGCCUUCGACAACGAGCGAGGUUGGCACCCUAAGGGGGUCGCCCUCGACGAAGAGCGAGGUUGGCGCCUUAAGGUGGGCCGCCCUCGACGAUGAGCGAGGUUGCCGCCCUCAGGGUUGCGCCCUUGACAAAGAGCGAGGUUGGCGCCUUCAGCUAAAAUGCAUGCACCCCCUAUUUGCUGAUGGGAAACUGUUUUGGUCCAAAGAUAAAGUCCACAUGAGAGAUGGAUGUCUUUAAAGUAAAUCAUGUGAACUAUAGACAUGUAGAAGUGAUCUCAGCCCAAAUAGGGGUGGAUGCAAAUCUCGGCAGGUCAAAAAUCUGCCCUGCCAUAGAAUGCAUGCACCCAUAUUUGCAGAUGGGGAAUUUAAAAUUCACCAAAUAACCAUUGUGUUGCCACAUAAUGAAUGAAUGAGUGGAACCCCCAAGUUCAACACUUUUAUUUUUCAUUUUACAGUCCAAAGUAUGUCAAACGGGUGAGAUCGACUGUUGCAUCAUGCCUCAUUCACUGUCUGUUAACAACUCUUCCUUGUGGUUUGGUUGGUUUGGUCAUAUUUGUCAUUAGUUAUGCAGAAAUACCUAAAUGGCGGAAGAAAUGUGUUACAAAGCGCCACAAUUACAUUGUAAAUGUCUAACCCGCUCCACUCACCGUAUUCCUGGAUACGCAUGCGUCAAAUGCUUGACAUACCAAACAAAUACCAAGCCAAUAAAUCGAAGUUUUCAUAUACUGUGUGCUUUAGGUAUCUCAUAGUAACUGAUAAAGCAGACAAAAGGUAUAAUAUCUUCGUUAAUCUGAAGUCCUGUGGCGAAAAAAACCCGCAGCGUCACAUAUUUUCGGUUUUAACUGAGCGUGCGCGCUCCCGCGAGGUGGAUGCAAAAUCCGGGUUAAUUUUUUGAAGUGUUCAACGCUGUUGCAGGCAUGUGUUUGGCCAGCUAUGUGGGGCGGGUUGAGCGUGAACCAGGAAGUGCGGGGAUCUCGUGUGCGCGCGCGCGCGCGCUGUUCUGUCGUUGCUGGCUAGUCGAAAAAGAAAGUUGACCGGAAGCGGCAGGCAACCUGUCUGUCUGUCUUUCUCUGACGAAGUCAGGCCGCCCCUUACCACGGUUUGGGGUUGAAAAUAGUGACAGUUAACACCGCCACGACCGUGGAGAAGUGCCGAAGUAAACGGUUUGUCUUGCAACACCAUCGUUUUCAAUGGCGCCAAUUUAAUUCGGUAUCGAGUCGGCGUUCCAACACCCUGACGGAGAACACUGGAGUUGCCAUGUAACUCAGACGCCGCACCAGCAAUGCUACAAGAUGAAAAGCCGCUUGUCGCUUAACAGCCCGUGGGAUCCCUCUGCAUCCAUCUCAAUAUGAGCUCCAAAUAGGAGCGUCAUCUGAUGCCAUAGGUUCUCCAGUGGACAGUUUCACCUAUUGCACGCACAAGACGGCAUUUUCUGGAGCUUCAACCUUUUGCGUCCAUCAACAGUCUGUCGGCCCCCGGGGAAGGACUCACGUAAUCGUGUUGGCAGACCAUCAACAACAUGGCGUCGGCAUUCUUCACAGGUAGGAAGACUUGUUCAAGUAAAUGACAUGAUGGCCUUCAUACAUGUAGCACAAUAACACAGGAUAAAUGAAUAGAUGACAAAAGAUAUGCAAAUCAUACACGAGUGCCAUGACUAAUGCUUUGGCUGUAAAGUUUGCUCUGGCUGUUACAGUACAAUGUUAGCCGGCCACAUGGAGGUCAUUAUAAUUGGCCUACAUGUUUUCCCAGCUCUGACAACUACUCUCUUCUUAAUCACCACUUGUACUCUUUGUAAAAGCUUAAGGCUAAACCAACUGUAACACUUGUCUAUACGAGUGGAGCAUCUGUUGACAACAAUGGAAGUAUUAUUUUGCAAUAAUCUAGUCAUGUUAGUACUUACAAAUAAUGUCACACUUUGUAUAAGGAAUGUUUUCCAGUAUUUCCGGGUUACAAUCACUCAGAAUCAGAAUCAGAAAAGGUUUAUUGCCAUGUAUGAUCAAACACAUACUAGGAAUUUGUUUUUGGUGUAGUAGGUGCAUACACAUCUAUUAAAAAAGAAUGAGAGAAAAUAUGAAAUACAAAAUAUGAAAAUACAAAAUAUACAGAAUAACAGUAUAAAUAUAUGUACACAGUCUGUUUUUGUUUGUUAUUCCGGAAGUGCAGUCUGAUUGUUUUCCUAAGAGUCCAAACUGAGCGUUAAUGUAACGUAUACAAUGAAAGUGUCAAAGUGUCAAAGUGGCAGGAUGAGGCAGAGGUGGGGUGUGAAGAGUGUCAUGUGGGGUUCCGGGCCUUGUUGAUGAGGCUGACAGCAGACGGGAAGAAACUGUUCUUGUGGCGUGAGGUUUUGGUCCUGAUGGACCGCAGCCUCCUGCCAGAGGGGAGCGUCUCGAAGAGUCUAUGUCCGGGGUGAGAGGGAUCGGCCACAAUCCUUUCUGCACGCCUCAGGGUCCUGGAAGCGUACAGAUCCUGGAGGGACGGGAGAUUGCAGCCAAUCACCUUCUCUGCAGACCGAAUGACACGCUGCAGCCUGCCACUCCACUUGUUGUGUACUUUUUUGGACCUUUAAAUCCAUUUGUUUCUAUCUUUAUUUUCUCUAAAAUAGUAUUUAUAGUAUUUUAAAUGCAUGCAAGUGACAACUAUAUGGCGGAAUUUCCCAAGAAGAUUAGCAGUGCUUAAAAAACACCACAAGAUGGCGGAAAUUCCCAAGUAUAGUUGCAGUAAUUUUAAGUGCCCACCAGAUGGCGGAAUUUCACAGUUUAAGUUGCAGUAAUUUUAAGUGGCCACCAGAUGGCGGAAUUUCACAGUUUAAGUUGCAGUAAUUUUAAGUGGCCACCAGAUGGCGGAAUUUCACAGUUUAAGUUGCAGUAAUUUUAAGUGACCACCAGAUGGCGGAAUUUCACAGUUUGAGUUGCACUACCUUUAGGUGACCACCAGAUGGCGGAAUUUCACAGUUUGAGUUGCACUACCUUUAGGUGACCACCAGAAGGCGGAAUUUCACAGUUUAAGUUGCAGUAAUUUUAAGUGAACACUAGAUGGCGGAAUUUCACAGUUUAAGUUGCACUACUUUUAGGUGACCACUAGAUGGCGGAAUUUCCCAAGGUAAGUUGCAGUAAUUUUAAGUGAACACUAGAUGGCGGAAUUUCAAAGUUUUAGUUGCACUACUUUUAGGUGACCACUAGAUGGCGGAAUUUCACAGUUUAAGUUGCACUACUUUUAGGUGACCACUAGAUGGCGGAAUUUCCCAAGGUAAGUUGCAGUAAUUUUAAGUGAACACUAGAUGGCGGAAUUUCAAAGUUUUAGUUGCACUACUUUUAGGUGACCACUAGAUGGCGGAAUUUCACAGUUUAAGUUGCACUACUUUUAGGUGACCACUAGAUGGCGGAAUUUCCCAAGGUAAGUUGCAGUAAUUUUAAGUGACCACUAGAUAGUGGCAUAGGGCUAGGGCUACGGUUGGGGCUGGGGCUAGGGCAAGGGCUGUUAGGGCAAGGGCUGUUAGG